Molecule: messenger RNA, 1964 nt
Organism: Mytilus californianus (California mussel)
Lineage: Eukaryota; Metazoa; Mollusca; Bivalvia; Mytilida; Mytilidae
Product: sialate O-acetylesterase-like
Exons: 9
Coding region: 9-1541 (510 amino acids)
Biological process (GO): carbohydrate metabolic process
Molecular function (GO): sialate O-acetylesterase activity
Source: RefSeq, a predicted model, not a curated record
AAGAAACUAUGAAGUGGUUCAUCUUCUUUGCUAUCAUUACGGUCUUAAACUUAACCAGUGGAUAUGAAAAAAGGGCAGUCACUUUUUCGUUUUCGUCAUUUUACGCCAACCAUAUGGUACUUCAAAGAGGAUCCCGUGGUGCAUCUGUAUGGGGACAUUCUCCGAAACAUGGUGAUAAAAUUGAUUUGUAUCUAGACGACCAACAUAGUGGAAGUAUAACAGUUGAUCCUCAUGGAAUUUGGCAAGGUGUUGUACAUAACCCUGGGGGAAACCAUGGUUACAAACUGACUGCUUCAUCCUCACUUGGAAAUAUAACUCUGAAAGAUGUAUGGUUCGGAGAUGUCUGGUUGUGCUCAGGACAAAGUAAUAUGGCUUUUAUUGUCGGCCAGCUCGCUAAUGCAACAGAUGAGGUCAGCGACACUUCAAGUCACCAGGAUAUUAGAUUAUUUAAAGCUAAACCACAUUUGUCAACAACUCCGCUCACAGAAUUUACCAGGACAAGCAUAGGAGAACAAUGGCUAUUGCCAACAGCAGCUUCUGUCAAAUAUUUCUCAGCUGUUUGUUGGCUAUUUGGAAAAUAUUUAUCAUCUCAUGUAAGUUAUCCUAUUGGAUUAGUAGAGUCAGAUUGGGGAGGUACUCCGGUAGAAGCAUGGUCGUCACCAGAUGCUCUUCAGAAAUGCAAUUCAACACAACGCCACCUAAGUCCAUCGCCAGUUAAUCAACAUUCUAAUAACGUGUUAUGGAAUGGGAUGAUCCACCCUUUCCUAAAAUCUACAAUAUAUGGAGCACUUUGGUAUCAAGGAGAAGCCAACUCAAGAAAUGCGUUUGAUUACUCAUGCAGAUUUCCAGCAAUGAUAGACGAUUGGCGCUCUAAGUUCCAUUCUGCUUCUCUACAGACGGUUGAUGCCAUGUUUCCAUUCGGAUUUGUUCAGUUAGCACCGAAUAGAAAUACGUCUGCAAUAGGUAGCUUUCCACUAGUGCGCUGGGCACAGACAGCAAAUCAUGGAAAAGUUCCAAACAAUCGAUUAAAGAAUGUAUUUAUGGCCGUUGCAUUAGACCUCCCAGAUUAUGCAUCACCACGUGGACACAUUCACCCUCGUCUGAAGCAUGAUGUAGCAGCUCGUUUAGUUUUAGGAGCUUUAGCAGUUGCUUAUAAAAAAAGUGGAAUUGAUUAUCAGGGGCCUUAUCCUUCAUCAUAUACCUUGCAUCGUGAUAGCAAUACUCUUACUAUAGAAUACGACAAUGGACGAUCACCCAUUGAUGUAAGAAACACAAACGGAUUCCAAAUAUGCUGUUCAUCAUCUCAUAAAGUUUGUCAUGCAUACGCACAUGAUUAUGGUUGGACCAAUGCACCAAUUAAGAGUCAUGAUACAUCAAGUAUAACUUUGGAUACAUCAAAAUGCAGCCUAAGUCAUCAUUCUAUUGGUGGUAUACGAUAUGAAUGGAGUGAAAGUCCGUGUGAUUUAAAGCAAUGUGCUAUUUAUGGGGCAGCAAACUACCUUCCUUCUCCACCUUUUAUUGUAACAAGACUUUUUCAAUAAAAGUGAAUCCUAAAAUGUUUUUCUUGCAAUGACGUCAAUGUUCCAUCACCUGCUCCCCAGUCUGAAUACGAUGUGAAAACCACAUCUUAUACUAUACACAUUAAAACAUGAUACAGAACCUAAAGUUGAAAAAAACAUUUUAUGGCAAAUAUAUAUAUGUAUACUACAAGUAGCAGGUGACAAAAAUCUACUAUUUAUUGCUGAUUUGGUUUUUCAUGUAUAGCAUGCGAAGCAUUACAAUCCAACAGCACCUGCAUAUCGAGUAUAUCUCUCCCAGUUGAUGGGAUUCCAGGAUUUGCGUUUCCUAUCAUGGUUUCCUUGAUAGAGGGUUGCUGCUUGUAAGGAAGUUAUAACAGUUUAUCUAGUAUUUUUAUCUGUUCUGGUAUUUAUAUAAGGACAUUUUUAGUAUUCACACUCCAAAUA